AAAAUAAAAUUGAAAAGGACUCUCUAUAGUUUGAAAAUUUUCAAAUAUAUUGCUGAAGUUACCAAAGUUCAAAUAUCAACACUCUGAAAGCCUCCUUGAUAGUAGAAAAUGAAAUAUGGACAAUGAAGCCCCAAGAAGAUAAUAGGCCCUAAUGUGUAGCAAACAGUUGCAAAACCUUCUUGUGUCCCUCAAAAGUGCCACAACUUAUAAUGCUAAAAUUAUUGACCAAGCUCUUACCCAAUCCAUCACCAAUGGCAUCUUCCAUGCCACACCAACAUGGAAUUGCAUCCUUAGAGUCUACUCUAAAAGCCCCACACCUAUCAAAGCCAUUCUCAUUUACAAUCACUACUUCAGUAGAAAAAGCUCAAUCCACCCAGAUAACUAUACUUACCCACCUCUACUCAAAGCUUGUUUGGGUGUAUUUUCUCUUCCUAAAGGUCAGGAAUUACAUGCCCAUCUCACAAAAAUUGGUCUGGACUCUGAUAUUUAUGUGCAAAAUGAUCUUAUCCAUUUUUAUGGCUGCAUGAAUUAUUUGACUUCAGCACGUGCUUUGUUCGACGAAAUGCCUCAGAGAGUUAUAGUCAGCUGGAACACGCUUCUGAGUAUUUAUAAUGACAGUUGUGAAUCUAUUGUGGAGGUGUUGGUAUUGUUUAAAAGAUUGAUUUGUGAAGAAAUUAAAGCUGAUAGGAUCACUUUGGUGAUUCUGUUGUCAGCUUGUGCACAAGUGGGGAGGCUAGAUUUUGGAAGAGCUGUGCAUUGCUAUGCAACAAAAGUAGGCCUUGAAUGUAUGUUGGGUUUGGAGAAUGCGCUAUUGGGAAUGUACUUAAAGUGUAGAGAGAAGAGUGCAGCUUUAAGAGUGUUUGAUGAAAUGGAUUCCAGGAGAGAUGUGGUUUCACAUACGAUUUUAUUCAAGGGUUGUGCUGAAAUGGGAAUGGUAGAACUGGCUCGCAAAAUCUUUGACAUGAUUGUUGUUAAAGACAUUGUUACAUGGAGUCUGAUGAUGCAUGUGUACGUUAAAGCAAAACUGCCAAAGGAUGUUUUAAAGCUUUUUGAAAAAAUGGUUGAUGAUGGAGUGAUACCAGAUGAAAACACAAUGGUCAGUGUGCUUUCAGCUUGUGCUAGUUUAUCAAACCUCCAAUGCGGAAGGCUACUGCACAGGUUUAUUUACCAAAAAAAUAUAAAGCAAGAUGUUAUUUUGAAGACAGCUCUUAUUGAUAUGUAUUCUAAAUGUGGAUGUCUAGAGGAUGCCUUGGUUAUAUUUUACAAAAUGGGUUGCAAAGAUGUUUUCACCUGGACAAUAAUGAUUGAGGGUUUAGCCAAUUAUGGUUUCGGAAAUGAAGCUCUGAGAGUUUUUAAUCAGAUGGAAAGACAAGGAAUUAGGCCAAACGAAGCCACAUAUGUUUCUGUGUUAGCAGCAUGUAGUCAUUCUGGGUUAGUUACUGAAGGCUGCAAGUUGUUCAGAAGGAUGGUAAUAGUUGACCAAAUUCAACCGAAGAAUGAGCACUUUGGUUGUCUGAUUGAUUUGUUUAGUCGAGCAGGGCUCUUGCAUCAGGCUGAGGAGUUCAUUGAAACCAUGAGAGCUGAGGAUAAGCUUAUAGCUUAUAAAACUCUAUUAAGUGCUUGCAUUAGGUAUUCAGAAUUUGAUGUUGGAGAAAAGGCGGCAUAUAAAAUGAUGAAACUGGGUCUCCAGAGCCAUGCUACUCAUAUCCUAUUAUCAAAUUUCUAUGCCCAGGCAGGUCAGUGGGCUGAAGUUGCAGAGGCAAGAAGGAAUAUGAAAGAGUUUGAUGUGAGAAAAAUGCCCGGCAACAGUACUUUAGAACUGAAACAAUAUUUGUAAGCAAUAUAAUGAAGAAGAAUCGAAUUGCUUCUGCAAAUUGCUGUAAAUAUCUGUCAUAUUGAUUCACAAAAUGAAAUAAAACAAAGUUCUAUAAUA
Molecule: messenger RNA, 1933 nt
Organism: Mangifera indica (mango)
Lineage: Eukaryota; Viridiplantae; Streptophyta; Magnoliopsida; Sapindales; Anacardiaceae
Product: putative pentatricopeptide repeat-containing protein At3g15930
Exons: 1
Coding region: 152-1837 (561 amino acids)
Biological process (GO): RNA modification
Molecular function (GO): RNA binding; protein binding
Source: RefSeq, a predicted model, not a curated record